Schizosaccharomyces octosporus yFS286 is the source of this 3612-nucleotide messenger RNA. RefSeq names its product lysine-tRNA ligase. Lineage: Eukaryota; Fungi; Ascomycota; Schizosaccharomycetes; Schizosaccharomycetales; Schizosaccharomycetaceae. Gene Ontology annotation, molecular function: lysine-tRNA ligase activity; ATP binding; tRNA binding. The transcript has a single exon. Gene Ontology annotation, biological process: lysyl-tRNA aminoacylation. Gene Ontology annotation, cellular component: cytoplasm; cytosol. The record is from RefSeq and is a predicted model, not a curated record. The coding region runs from base 232 to 1839 and encodes 535 amino acids.
UUUCUAUUCAUCUUUCCAUCUGUACCUUUUUGAUUGACCAUGCUUGUCUGGCCUUACCUAAAGCAUGUUGAAAUAGAGUAUUACACUUUUUGAUACACAUAGAGAAGCUGUUUCAUUUUAGUAAAAUAUACAAAAGAGAUUUUUAUGAUACUUUAAAUUCAUUGAGAAUCAUAAUUCGAGAAGGAAUAUCACUUCUAAAUCCAUAUAUUUCUAUUCCUUCUUGUUAAUCUAAUGCUAUUACGAAGGGCUCACAUACUAAAAUGCUUUUCAACAAGAUUUAAUGCUAGCUUUUGUUGUUUAAGAUGGAAAAGGUUAUAUUCCGAAAAGGCAGAUUCGCCUGAAAAACCGGAUGCUCGAAUGCAGGUAUUUGAACGUUUAAAAAUGCCAGUGUAUCCAUCUAUUUCAGAAACUGAAGGAAUUACUCCAAUAUCAAGGCUGCGGUCUUGGGAUAAUCUUCUGUUGCCGGACGACCGAAAACAUGAUGAGUCUUAUACUGUCUGUGGUAGAAUUGGCAACAUAAGAUACGCGAGUUCGAAACUGGUUUUCAUAGACAUUAAUGAUGGUUUGCCAAAGCUACAGUUGACCAUUAGUAAACGAAAUGUCACUGAUAGUACCAAUGAGGCUAUUCCUUUUUCCAACAUUCUAAAAGCGUUUCGUCGAGGAGACUAUAUACAGUGUACCGGAUUCAUUGGGAAAACAAGCAAAGGAGAAUUAUCAAUCUAUGCAACACAAAUUCCAGCGAUGCUGUCUCCUUGUCUUCACCAGAUGCCUACCAACCUUUUAAACCAAGAAAAAAGAUUUCAACAGCGUUACGUCGAUUUAGUUGCAAAUCCAGAUACGCUUUUGGCACUAAAAAGGCGAUUUCAGAUCAUAGAUUGCAUUCGCAAUUUUUUUCGAAAAAAUGAUUUUACAGAGGUAGAAACUCCAUUGCUUUCACAUCAUUUUGGGGGUGCCAUGGCUCGUCCCUUUAUCACAAAUGAUGCUCACAGACAACCACUUUCAUUGCGAUGCGCUCCUGAAUUAUGGCUGAAGCAACUAGUAAUAGGAGGCAUGCACCGAAUUUUUGAGCUAGGAAAGAACUUUCGAAAUGAAGGAUUAGACGCUACUCAUAAUCCAGAAUUCACCAGCUGCGAGGCUUAUUGUGCAUUUACUAACUUAAAAACAUUUAUUGACAUGACUAAAGUAUUGCUAGGAGAAAUCUGCAUGAACGUUCAUGGAAGUCUGCAGUUAACCCAUCUUGGAGUUUCUCUGGAUAGCGACUCUUUUCAAACACUUGAAUUUAUCCCAUCUCUUGAAAACAGUCUUAAUCAAUCUUUAGGCGUCAUCGAUAAUUCCGAAGGGUGUCGGAGAUUUUUAUUAGACAUUUUUAGGCAAAGGAAUAUCAAACAACCAAAAACACCUACUGUGUCACAUUUACUGGAUAAGCUGUUUGACCACUGCGUUUUAGAACGUCUUACAGAUGGUCCUACGUUUAUUGUACAUCAUCCAGAAAUCAUGUCCCCUCUAGCAAAGUCCGAGAAGAUUAAAUACGGGGAUACAGAAUAUCUCGUUUCAAAACGUUUUGAGUUGUACUUAGGAAAAAGUGAAAUUUGCAAUGCUUACGAAGAAGAAAAUAAUCCGUUAUCUCAAAAGGAGAAGUUUGAAUCUCAGCAAUACGAUCGUACUGAGCUAGGUGACCAAGAAGCACCUAUACCAGAUGCUGACUUUGUGCGUGCGUUAGAAUAUGGACUUCCCCCAACAACUGGAUGGGGUAUGGGUGUUGAUCGUUUAGUAAUGCUUUUUACUGGACAGAGAAGGAUAAACGAAGUAUUACCGUUUGGAUCUUUGCGGUAUAUCUGAUUCAUUGACUUCUCAUUCAUCCUUAAUUUAUAAUAAAUAAAAACAUAAAUAGAUAAUUACUUUCAGCAUAAGAGUGAAUAAAGUAAAGCAUCAAGUAUGUAAUGCUUCACGUUCCAAAAUUUCCUGCAACCAUACGUCCAACUCCUUUGACAGAUGGCCUUUUAGCCGGGAAAAUUGCCUUCCAAAAGAUUCUUGACAACGGUAACAGCGUACAUCUUGCUGGAAUAAGUAGGAAAGCGACCCCCGGACCGGAAGCUGAGAGACAGGGGUGUCAAUGUUAACAAAAAAUGGAGAAUUAAAUGAAAUGUAAUGUGCAUUAUUUUUUAUACUUGGAGAAACAUGAUCCCGAGUCAUAACGUGUAAAUGAAGGUUAUUCAUGGAUGGCCCAGCAUGGAAUCCUAGUUUGAUAAAAUCCCAAAGCGUUCUUGAAGGAACUUUUGAUGACAACUCGGGAUCUGAAAAAAGACUAUUCCUAGCUUCUUUCAUAAUUAUAUCCGAAAGUUUGUUGAACACCAUAAAACGUAGCUGGUCUAUUAACGACCUGUGCUUUGCUAGGAUUUCCAGAGGGUGAACCAAUGUCAGCGAGGAGUUUCUUGGCAUCAAGAGUAAAUGCAUUUUUGAUUUUGGAUACUUAUCCCUAAUGAAUACGAAAUCAUCGUCGUAAUAUAACACAUUAUUGUGGGCCUGAGGGUGUUCGAUGUAUACCCGCAAGUUAUCUCGAAAAGAAAGCCGUUGAGGCUUCCUCUUAACAAGAGGAGUGGUGUUUCUAUGAGUGCUCAUUAAGAGUUUAACUAGAAAAAAACUGUUAGUAUGAAUUCAACAACGGUCAACUUUCCAAGAACCAUAUAAGAUCUAAAACGAAUUACAAUUAUUUGAAAAGUUGAAAGGGAUGAUGUAGAGUAAUGCAAAAUAUAUUCAAGUAUCUAAAAUACUUAGAUAUUCUUCUUUGUGAACCCUCUAGUCAUCCCAAUCUUCGACAAACCCAUACAUGCGUCAGCAGAAUUUGACAUUAAGCGGUAACAAAGAUUUUAGUUUUAAAGCUUUCUUUUUACAAUUACAAUGGUAGUCCUAAUUUUGUUUCCAUAAAAAAACCGAACUUGAAAAAAAGUUGGUUGGGUUGGUAAUGAUCAAAUACAUUGCAGGAAAAAAUGUAAUGGUUUCGCCAUGAGAGCAGUUGCUCACUUUUCUCUUUCCUUGUUUCUUUGUUUUAAACAUUGAAAUACAAACGUUGAGAAAUUACACCGCUUGCUCAUAUGUAGUUUAUUUCAAUUUCUAGCAAUUCAAAACUUGUGACAUUAAGAGGUUCCAUAUGAAAAAAUGACCAACACCGUGUGGUUAAUUCAGGGAAUUUGCAUUUUUCUCUAGUCUUUCCAUUCUUUUGUCCGAUCUCAUGGAAUUGUAUACCGAAUUAAAUGUUCAAUCAUGAUCAAGAUAUAAACAGACUAAAACAAGUACAGGAAUCCAUACCAUCCAGUAGUCGUUUUCACUUAUUUUCUUUUUGCUGCUUUCUGAAUCCCUGUCUUAUUAUUCAGAUUUAACAAUGUCCAUUUCUUAUGAAAUGCUCCGUCUCUAUGUGAAUGGACAAGAAACAUUGCUAUAGAAGAAAAUCCAAUUGGAAAAAAUAGUAUUUUUAUAUUGUUUACAUUAUUUCAGCUUUAUCAAGCUUGACUAUAUCCGUUUCAAUUGUGGUUAAAAAGACAAGCUUCAUCUCAAAAGCUCGUAUUCCAACACAUACUCCCGAUCUGUUUUCUAAAGCCUUUUCCUUAAUACAGC